AGCGUAUAUAGUGUGUAUAUAUACAUACAAAUACAUUAAGCAACAACGAUGACGAUAGUAAUAACAACAAUAUAAUAUCAGGGGCACGAGGCGGACGUUAUUUGCAAGGAACUCCAUUAUAUAGGGCUCGCUGAAAGCGGAAGACAAUCCUGCAUUAGCAGAUAUGCAGUCAGAGCAGUCGUGCACGUCAGAGAAGAGUGUCUGGACUCGGGUGGUAGACCUAAGAUACAUGGUAAUGUCGCAGUGUAGUGGAUUGAUCUAGAUGGGGGUGGAUGCAUGCAUACAUUUAAAUGUGUGAAGGUAGUGUGAUAUGAGUAGGCAUGAUUGUUGAGAUGCGUAGAUACUACGAAUCUUUAUCGCGGCCACUUGGUGCUUGGACAGGAGAGACAGAGACGGAGACAGAGAGACAGAAGACAAAGACAGAGACAGAAGAGACGGGUAAACGUCUACCUACGCAGUCCGUCCAUUCCUCGCGUUGGAUGAAGCGUCACUUGCGGGAGAGUCACAAUUCGUUCCCUGCUAAGUACGUGCUUGCUUUACUACAGUACCUGCGGACAUACGCCAUCCGCUACGACACAAUCAGCGGGGUGAAAGCUUCAGCCCCCUCAUUCAUCUGCUAUGGGACGCCCAUCGUUGCAAGGAGCUUACCUAGUGUAGGCGAAGAGCCCAGUAUCCAUCUCCGAUACAGAGUACCUAGCUCAGGUAUCCGUAGACGGAAAGCGCGGUACCUUCCGACAGGUCGACUCAACUCGACGGGAGACUCCUACCUCGCACCAUCUCCUUUCACUAUGUGUCUCCUCAUCGUCGAGGCUCAAACGGAAGGUCUACGCCCUGUGCGCUCGUACAUGGCCGACAACGGUGAACGUCUUGGUUCUCGAUGACGG
Colletotrichum navitas is the source of this 884-nucleotide messenger RNA. RefSeq lists its product as uncharacterized. Lineage: Eukaryota; Fungi; Ascomycota; Sordariomycetes; Glomerellales; Glomerellaceae. The coding region runs from base 321 to 881 and encodes 186 amino acids. The record is from RefSeq and is a predicted model, not a curated record. The transcript is spliced from 8 exons.